UUUUUUUUUUUUUUUUCCUCCCGACGCCGGGCAAGAUGGCGGCGGUAGCGCCGAGAUGGAGUAGCCGCUCAGCUUGAGCAGUUUUUAGACAAAAAUAGCUGAAAUAUUUAACUUAAAUCUGAAAAUAGCGCGCUUUUUGUUUGGACCUUUCAACUUUCGCUAAGUUUUGAUAUUUUCUAUCAGAAUGUUCCAAGUCUAGUUAUCUUUUACAGCAAGCAAACAAGACAGAAAGUAUAAUGGGAGAGAAGCUAGAACUGAAGCUCAAGUCGCCGGUCGGAGCCGAAGCUGCGGGAUAUCCGUGGCCAUUACCAGUAUAUGAUAAACAUCAUGAUGCUGCACAUGAAAUUAUUGAAACCAUACGUUGGGUGUGUGAGGAGAUCCCUGACCUUAAGCUGGCGAUGGAGAAUUACGUGCUCAUUGACUACGACACAAAAAGUUUUGAGAGUAUGCAGAGACUGUGUGACAAGUACAACAGAGCUAUUGACAGCAUUCACCAGCUGUGGAAAGGUACAACUCAGCCAAUGAAACUGAAUAAAAGGCCUUCAAAUGGCCUGCUUCGCCACAUCCUGCAGCAAGUCUACAAUCACUCUGUAACUGAUCCAGAGAAGCUAAACAACUAUGAGCCCUUCUCUCCAGAGGUGUAUGGAGAGACUUCAUUUGACCUGGUGGCUCAGAUCAUUGAUGAGAUUGAGAUGAUGGAGGAGGACACUUUUGUGGACCUGGGCAGCGGCGUUGGCCAGGUGGUUCUGCAGGUUGCUGCAGCUACUAACUGUAAGCACUACUACGGUGUAGAGAAGGCCGAGAUUCCAGCCACGUACGCAGAGGCAAUGGACAGGGAAUUCAAGAGGUGGAUGAAGUGGUACGGGAAAAAGCAUGGCGAGUAUACACUGGAGAGAGGAGAUUUUCUGUCAGAAGACUGGAGAGAAAGAAUAGCAAACACAAGUGUUAUUUUUGUGAAUAACUUUGCCUUUGGUCCAGAGGUGGAUCACCAGCUGAAGGAACGAUUUGCCAACAUGAAGGAAGGUGGAAAAAUUGUAUCCUCAAAACCUUUUGCACCUCUCAAUUUUAGAAUCAACAGUCGAAACUUGAGUGAUAUUGGCACAAUAAUGCGUGUUGUUGAACUUUCUCCGCUGAGAGGCUCAGUGUCAUGGACAGGGAAGCCAGUUUCCUACUAUCUGCAUACAAUAGACCGUACCAUACUUGAAAACUAUUUUUCUAGUCUUAAAAAUCCUAAACUCAGGGAGGAGCAGGAAGCAGUGAAACGGCGUCAACAGAAGGAGACCAAGGACAGUAAAAGCAGCAGCACCACCCCAACCAAGCCAAAGGAGCACAAGGAGUCAGGUGGUGAGGAGGAGGCCUUAGGGGCACUGGUACCUGUGAAGUCGUCACCUAAACCUCGUCGUGCCAAGCUACUGGCCAAGGGCCGCAAGCUGGGCAACAGGAAACGUGGGCGGCCCAAGAAGUCCAUCAUAGCAGCAGCCACCGAACGCAAGACCAAGAAGAGUCAGAGUGCCCUAGACCUGCUUCAUGCCAAGACCGUCUCAGCAGCGCCUCCUCAGGAUGCAUACAAAUCGCCUCAAAGCCCCUACUACCAGCUACCUCCUAAAGUUCAGCAUUACACAGCUGGCCAGCUGCUGCUUGGCUCCAUGCCUGCGGGCCUGCAGACUCUCCUCGAUAAUUUCAAAGUCCAGUACAUGCAGUUCUUGACCUAUAUGAAGACACCACAGUACCACACGAACAUACAGCAAGCUCUGGAGCAAGAGAGGCUCAGACACACUGAAUUGUCAGGUCAAGCCCAGCGACUGAUGAACGCCUGUCAUGCUCACAAGGAGAGGAUCAGGGACCUUUUUCAGGCCAAACUAGAGGAGCUGGGAGUAAAGGCAGUUACAGUGGAGGACCUGGUGCAGGCUCAGAAAGAGAUCAUGGCCCAUAAUAUGCAGCUGAAAGAGCAGACCAAGCAGCUGGAGAGAGACAUGGCUGAGCUUAAAGACCAGAGCCUGCGACUGCUGAAGGCUCGCUGUGAGGAACUGAAGCUAGACUGGGGGUCUCUGUGUCUCGAGACCCUGUUAAAGGAAAAGGCUGCUCUGCGUAGACAGAUCUCUGAGAAACAGCGCCACUGCCUAGAACUUCAGAUUAGCAUUGUGGAGCUGGAGAAAAGCCAAAGACAGCAGGAGCUACUACAGCUCAAGUCCUCCUACAGCCCAUGUAAAGACUCUCCAUACCGCAAGAACAUUCCAAGUCUCGAGCCCCGGCCCCCACUAGACACUAACAACCCCAAACUGGCUGAACUGAAUGGCCUUAGCCCUGAGCUGUCUAUGAAUGGCACAGCAUCUCCUAGCUAUGAGCGUGGAGGCAGCGUCAACUGCUUCAAUGGCAAGAAUGAGCUGCUGUCCCACUACCUGCCAAUCUCCCCCGAGCACGAGAUUGUGCCGCCCACCCCAGAGCCUCGGAGCAGGCCUCUAGGGCAGCCCCUGCCCGACUACACACGCUUUUCUCCAGCUAAGAUUGCCCUGCGCAGGCACCUCAACCAGGACUCCUCUAUAGGCCAGGCCAGAGCGCUCAGCACCAUCCACAGGGGUGACGGUGUUGUGUCAUCUCCAAGCUUGAAACAGGGCUGCUCUUCACCAAACGCAGCUGAAAAUCAACAACCAAACACACUCAAGAGCGCAGAGAAGGUGAAUAAGGAAAAGAGCCCAGCUGGACCAGGUGACAGUAUUACCAGUCUCCCAAUCAGCAUCCCUCUCAGCACGGUACACCCCAGCAAACUUCCUGUCAGCAUCCCACUGGCCAGCGUGGUGCUGCCCAGUCGGGCCGAGAGACUGAGGAAUACACCCAGUCCUAUGUCCAGUAGGGAGCAUUCAGCAGGGCAAAGCAACACCAAUAAGCAACCUCUGACCCCUAACUCGGGGUUGGUGAACGGCUCCCACUCUGCUAUAUGUGAUCAAGACUGCGGCUCCAUGUCUCCUCCACCCCACAGCAACCCCCUGCUGGGUCUUCAGUCACAUGGCUCUUGCUCCAGCCCUCUGCUGAGCACUGGAGGAGUGCUACAGUAUGCAGACAGACCUCCCCGUCUUCCUGAUGAGGGUCACCAGCAUCACGGACUCGAAUCUGAUCCUGAGAUUCUAGACAGUGAGGCUCGCCGCCACAUGUUCUUCUCUUCCUCCUCCUCUUCGUCGUCGUCCUCCUCCUCUGCCGGAGGCUCGCAUCCGCAUCGUGGAUCAGUCAAGCAGGGGAAGCACCACAGCAGUCACCACCACCACCAUCACCACUCGCCAGGCUCUCACGGGUCGGAGGGACGCAAGAGAGGCCGACGGAAACGCAGCUCCUCUAGCCUCGUUCCAGCAGGUGGUUCCCCCAAAAAACGAUCAUUCCCUGGGAUUAACUACUCCUCAGGUUCUCCACUUAAUAUAAACACCAUGGUGAAUAACAUUAAUCAGCCUCUGGAGAUUUCAGCCAUAUCCUCUCCGGAGCAGACAGGCGGCAGCCCAUGUGAGACUGACCUGGACCAGCCACCUGUACUUAAGAGAGAACGCCCUCUGGAGAUGAAUGGCUCCAGCCAUGACUUAUCCCCCCCUAGCUCGGAGGAUGAAGAAACUGGAUAUCCAGCAGACAGCAGCUCUUUACGAAUUGAAAGGAAAAUCGCGACAAUUUCUCUGGAGAGCCGAGAUGGUGAGAGGGGUUCACAGGGCCGUAAAUCGGGGGCCAGUAGUGUGAGUAGCGACACCUCCUCUUCUUCCAGCAAAUGGAAGUCCACCUUCUCACCCAUCUCUGACCCCAAGCCCACUCCUCCAGAGCUCCGGCAGAGCAACUCCCCUUUCUGUGGCGGCAUGUCUUGUGGCCCAGACUCUGACUCUGAGCAAAAACCGCAAAAGAGAGCAGACCGGGACCGCAGUGAGCAUUAUGGGAACCCUAAACCCUUUCUAGGUCUGGACAAAGCACGAGAAUCCUUUCCUAAGCAAAAGGCACGGGAGUGGGAGCUAAAGGCCAUCGGUAGUCUGACCAGCCAGAACCUCUUCAUCUCUGCUGCAGCUGGUGGAGGCCUCCUGUGUGGAAAAGCAGGUCGAGCCACUGCGGUUUCUUCUGCCUCUUCUGUGGGACAGUAUUUCCCUCUCGGCGGAACCUCAGUCUUACAGUCCUUAUUUGGAGCGCAGGCUCCUAACCCGGCCUCCAGCGGACAUCCACGUUUGGUUAAUGGUCACUCCGUGCUGGGCAGCUUUUCUAGUGCUGGAUUGGCAGGGGGUGCUGCAGGAGGGAUUUUUCACCACAUGACGCCUUCAGUGUCCUCUCAACAGUCUGCGCCCCCCAGUUCCCAGCACAGCCACUCUUCCUCGCAGCAGAGGAAUCUGGACUCCAAAGCCGGGGCCUUGUUCCUGGCCCAAUAUGGCCGCACGCAGACUGUCCUGCACGCACCUUCCCCUCCCGCACUUUCGCUACCUCCCCCUCCUCCCCUUCUCUACACUUCCUCCUCCUCCUCCGCUCCUCUCCAGCCUUCCCCGCCAUGCUCGGAGAGGAAGCAAUCUGUUUCUCUCCACACACUACAUGUUCCCCCUGCCUCCUCUUCAUCCCCCACUCCUGCUCCUGUCACUUGUAUAUCAACCACUCCUGCUGCCUCCUCUUUGUCGCGCCCCUUUACACUGCCCUACCUGCCUUCUUCAAGCAGCAGCAGCAGCAGUGGAGGCAGCAGCAGUGGGUUGGUGAGCUCCUGGAGAACUCUGGGUAUGCAGGUUCCCUAUGCUGCUCGGCCCAGAUAGCGGUGCCAUGAGCAGAAACCGGGAGGGAGGGAGGGAAGGCAGAACUGUGGGGUAAUUUAUUAU
Molecule: messenger RNA, 4814 nt
Organism: Ictalurus punctatus (channel catfish)
Lineage: Eukaryota; Metazoa; Chordata; Actinopteri; Siluriformes; Ictaluridae
Gene: dot1l
Product: DOT1-like histone H3K79 methyltransferase
Exons: 28
Coding region: 237-4751 (1504 amino acids)
Biological process (GO): DNA damage checkpoint signaling; regulation of transcription regulatory region DNA binding; DNA repair
Cellular component (GO): nucleus
Molecular function (GO): histone H3K79 methyltransferase activity
Source: RefSeq, a predicted model, not a curated record